This is a messenger RNA of Dendronephthya gigantea, 1768 nucleotides long. Its product is annotated as platelet-activating factor acetylhydrolase-like. The transcript has 9 exons. Bases 165 to 1376 code for a protein of 403 amino acids. Gene Ontology annotation, molecular function: 1-alkyl-2-acetylglycerophosphocholine esterase activity. The record is from RefSeq and is a predicted model, not a curated record. Lineage: Eukaryota; Metazoa; Cnidaria; Anthozoa; Malacalcyonacea; Nephtheidae.
GAGGACCUCAUAUACAUACCCUGGCUGCGAGGUUAAUUUUCAUUCUCCUUUAAUCGUUCGUAACAUGAAGUACAAGCAUACCACCGGCAAAGGCACAAAGGUAAACAAAUUUAAAGGUGAUAAAGAAGUACAAUCUCAGUGACCAAGCUGAACUUUAGGCAAUUAUGUUGUCAAGUUUACAAGCUGGCUGUAUUCGCAAGACGAAUGGCAGAUUUACUGUCGGCUGUGCAGAUUAUAUGUGGGGGAGUGAUGUGAAAGGUGGUUUUGUCAGAAUAUUUUACCCCAGUGACGAUCCCGAACACAGUUCAUUUGUUCAUAAUUGUGACAGGCGAAAGCCAUUUUGGCUUCCGCACAAGGAGUAUGCCGUUGGAAUGAUAAAAUAUGCCAAACUACCUUCGUGGCUUCUGGGAAACGUUUUUUAUUGGAUGCUAGGCAAUGUUCAGUUGGAUUGUUAUUGGAACAGCUCUCUUCAUUUGGCUGUUGAAUCAAAUGAAAGCGAAAGGCCUAAAAAGGAGUUUGAAAAAUUCCCAUGUGUUGUCUUCUCACAUGGCCUGGGUGGUAGUCGAUGUGUGUACAGCAGUUUCUGUCUCGAGCUGGCUUCAUAUGGUUAUAUUGUAGCUGCUGUAGAACACAGAGAUAAAUCAGCAUCUGCAACAUACUAUCUGAAGGAGAGUGCUGCAAGUCUUAAUGAUCCACAAUGGGUUGAGUAUCAUAGAUUAAAAGAGAAUGAAGAUGAAUUUCAAUUGCGGAACAAUCAGGUCCACCAGCGAGCUAAAGAAUGCAUGCAAACAUUAAAUUUUCUUGAGCAGUUGAACGAAGGGCGUCCGCCCAAGAAUUUAUUAGGAGCGGAAUUUGAUGGACCUCAAUUUAAGGACAGGCUAAAUCUCGACCAGGUGUCCAUAAUGGGGCAUUCAUUUGGAGCCGCAACAACAAUCGCAGCCCUCGCAAAGGAUAAACGAUUCAAGUGUGGCGUGGCAAUGGACGCGUGGAUGUUUCCACUUGGAGAUGAACUGUAUCACCACACAGUCAGUCAACCUUUGUUGUUCAUUAACACCGAAACGUUUCAUUGGAAAAAGAACAUUAAACAGAUAAACGAGCUUUUAAACCACGAAACCGUUGAAAGGAAAAUGGUGACUGUUAGAGGUACAAGUCAUCUAACUCAGUCUGAUCUUCCCUCGGUGGUCCCACCCGCUGCCUGGAGAUUUUUGGGCGUGAAUUCACAAUCAUUAGAUGUCGGUGACAUCAUAGAUAUCAACAGGAAGAUCAUCGCAACGUUUCUUUCGCAAUAUUUCGAACUUGGUAAAGAGUUUAGCGAUCCAGAAAUAUUAAAACAAGACACUGACCAUGUACUUAUUGGAACAAAUGUUGUUGUUUAGCGGAUGCGGAUGAAUGCAACAACGAUAUAAAAACAUAGAAAUCCGACCAUCCUGAUUAGUAUGAAAUUCAUAUUAACCAAUGACGCGGUAGAGAGAACAAUUAAAAAAUCUUUGUUUUAGGCAGGAUUUGGACUCGCAGCUUCGGAUCGCUUGACCGAAGCCGGACCAAAUUUACAAAGUCAAAAAAAAAAUGAUAUUGAAAAAAAAAUAAUUUUCUAUUCUUUUAGUUCAAGUUCCUUUUUGUCGAAUUUUUCAAUUUUUGGAGUUUGUUUCUAAGAUUCCAACCUCGAUAUUUCAUGGACGGGUUGGUUAAGAAAAUAAUUGAACAACGCAGAACGAAAUAAUUAUAGUUUAGAUGACAUGUAAUCUAGAUAUUUUUUCAAUACCUAAUA